This is a messenger RNA of Eremomyces bilateralis CBS 781.70, 2564 nucleotides long. RefSeq names its product Rap30/74 interaction domain-containing protein. NCBI's taxonomy places the organism in Eukaryota, Fungi, Ascomycota, Dothideomycetes, Eremomycetales, Eremomycetaceae. Gene Ontology annotation, molecular function: TFIIF-class transcription factor complex binding; RNA polymerase II general transcription initiation factor activity; DNA binding. Gene Ontology annotation, cellular component: transcription factor TFIIF complex; nucleus. The transcript has 3 exons. The record is from RefSeq and is a predicted model, not a curated record. Gene Ontology annotation, biological process: positive regulation of transcription elongation by RNA polymerase II; transcription initiation at RNA polymerase II promoter. The coding region runs from base 102 to 2081 and encodes 659 amino acids.
UCACCUUGGCCCACAGGUCUUUCUCAUAUUUGCUUUUCCAGGACGAUAUCCAAACACCCUUCAACUGCUUGCUGUCCAUCGAUACACUUCAGUCUUAGGCAAUGAGCGCCUCGCCAGCAGGCCCUCCCGGCUCUACCCCCAAUGGAGGCGCGCCUGUAUAUCGACGAAAGCCAAAGGCAAAUCCUUUGAUUACCCGCCCAAAGCCUGGCCAGAGAGGACCUCCUACAGCAAGACCGAGACCGAAAACUGGCACCCCUCCGGCACCACCAGCAAACGGCCCGACUACUUCCCAACCCCGAGUCAAGGAUGAACCUGACGUCAAAUUCCGAGACAUUCCUGUCUUCACGACGAAACGGGCGAUACUGAAAGGGCUACGGCAUCAUCUCAUGCGCUUGCAAGGCAAUCAGACGGUCGACCCUACGAAUCAAGAUGAAUGGACCCGACCAGUCCGGCUCCAUCGGCGAGACCUGCAGGCUAUUAUGCCUGGCGGGGAAACCAUGGAUGUGGACACCAAGGAGAUCGCGGAAGCAGAUCAGGAACGCGAGCGGAUUGAGGCGGUCAAGGCGGAAAGGAAGCGCAUCCGGGACGAGAAUCUAGCCCAGAUCGCACCAUCAACAAAGACACAAAAGCAGCAGAAUACGCGACGGAAGGCUACGGCCGUGUCGGCAUACGAACUCAACGAGACACCCGAACAGCAGAAGCGAAGUCAAUUGCGGUACGAAGAAUCCAUUCCGUGGCAUCUGGAAGACUUCGAUAACCAGCAUACGUGGCGCGGUGCCUAUGAAGGUGGUCUCGUGGAUCAAUUUAUCGUAAUGGUCCGCGAACCCGGUCCAACUCAGCAAGGGCAAUACCGAGUCAUGCCAGUCGAGAAAUUCUACAAGUUCCGUGAGGUUGGAAAGAUGAAAACAAUGACAUAUGACGAAGCGGAAGCGGAGAUGAAGAAGAAGUACAAAGGUCCCCGGUUCGUCCAAGAGGCCGAGGACCAAAUGGCUGCUUCCAAGCAACGGAGCAAGGACUCGGAGCGUGGGCGCGGUUUUGUGGUAUCCAGGCCCGAUACACAGCGUGUUACAGAGGAGGCGGGUGCUGGGAAUGAUCACGAUUUCGACUUCGACAUGAAGGCCGACUUUGAUGACGAUGAUGAAGGCGAUCUGUUUGGCGAAGAUGAAGAGACCCGGAAAGAGGCGGAAGAAGCGAUUUUCAAAGAGCAGCGCCAGGCUAACGUAUUCGGCUUGACGGAUGAGCAGGAGGUCGAGAGAGAGGAACAAAAUCGACAAAGGGCAGAGGAGCGACAGAGGGAGCUGGAGAAGAAGUUGAAAAAGUCAUUAUGGAAGAAGGAACGAAAUAACGCCUAUCUCGAAGAUGAGGAUGGCAACCCUUAUUUUGCAUCUAGCGACAGCGACGAUUCCGAAGAGGAGGAGCGCAAGCGUGCGGAAGAAGAGGCAGCUAAGAAAGCGGCUGGAGAGGACGACAAAGGCAAAGACACCGACCGACUUUCUGGAGCCAACACCGGCAGCAACACCCCCUCCGGCCGCGCCUCAAAACACGGCGAGCCCCUCACCGCCGCCGCAUCCCUCAAACGCCCCGGAUCCCCCAACCUCUCCGACGCCAGCGACAGCGAGUCCGUCCGCAAGCGCCUCAAGCAGAGCCACAUGCCCGCGCAACCACCUGUCACGAGGAUCCCGUCGCGGCCACACUCGCCCAAGCCAACCUCCCUCGCCGCGUCGCGCCAAGGGUCUUUCUCCGGUGCCGCCGCCUCUGGAAGUGACAGUGAAACGACCGACGGUGGACGCCGGAAAGUUUCGAAAAUGCAGCGUCCAUCGCGCACGGGGACGCCAAUUGGUUCCCGCGCAGCGAGCCCUGCCCCUGGUGCAGCGCGGGCGGCCAGUCCCGAGAAGCGACCAAUCCCCACCGUCGAAGACAUCCGCAACGCCAUCCCAGCAGAAGGCAUCGCGCUUAAGGGGCUCUUGGAAGUGUUCCGUGGCCGCAUUUCGAGCGAUCAGACGGGCGAGUUCAUCAAGCGCGUGAAGAGCGUGACGUCGUUCAAUUCACAGACCAAGACGUUGUUCGCAAAACGUACCUGAGCGCUUCUGGAUAACAAUGAGAAUCUUCCUCGCACGGUGAUCGGUGACAAUAUAUAGAAAUGUUGAGAGAGCUAUUGGCUAAGGAGAUACAUCGGGCUUUACCGCUUGAUGACAUCUGUUCUGCCUCAAUUCAGCCGUUCAGCUUUGAAAAAUUCUUUUACCGUGGAAAGAGGGGAGGACGACGUAAGCUUUUCUUGGGGCUUGUGAAUGCCGCGUGCCAAUUUCCGCUAAGCGACCUAUUGUUCUCCAACUCGCCUAUCAGGAUCCGACCUUUUUUAAUCCGCCAUCCCGUCCACCAGAAACAAUCGUUCGACCCAAGGCUGCUAUAGCCGGACCCCUUUCGCUCAAUGCGCUCAUAUAUGGCUGACCAACGGGAUCACAUGAAACAGCUAGGGCGUUCACUUUGUGGCUGCUAAUAGCAAUAUACUUGAUGAAGGUCUAGAUGCGGAUGGAACAUCUCGUAUUGGAGCCAUAUAAUUAUCG